AUGACAGAAGAAAAUAGUAACUUUUUACGAAGAAAUUAAGCUCUAUUCAAUAGGGCGAAGUUAUGAUAUUACAACAUUGAAAAGCUAUGAUAUAAAUUCAAACAAGAAAGAUAAAAUUUUUAUAGAAACUCCAGAGCCUCUUGAUUCUGGAACAUCUAUAAUAUCACUCCCUGACUCCUCUUUAUUUUGCUUUGGGAAUUCAUAUCAAGAAUUUGGCACUACAUACAUCAUAAAUCCAGCAAGCGGCGCUUAUAUCCAGUUUUGCCAUGGUAAUCCUUGCUCUAAACCUGGAAUUGUUUUCCAUAAUGGUAAUAUCUAUGCUUUUGGAGGAGCAUGUAUUUUUGAGUAUUCUAAUUUUGCAGCUAAGUUUGAAAUGAAAAGUAGUCGAUGAAUCACAAUAUCUCCAAUCCCUGAAGCAUCACAUGAAAUAUCAUCAAUUUCUUAUAAUAAAAAGAUUAUAUUUUCAGGAUUUCGCCAUUCGAAAGUAUAUGAAUAUGAUGAAGAUCUGAACAGCUAUAGCAAAAUUUUGACAGUUUCAAAAUUUAUGUUCAAAAUUUUAAUUUAUGAAAGUUCAAGAAUUUACAUUUUUGAGGCAGAAAGGAGAGUUUUUGAAAGCGGUUUUAAUAUAGCCCAGGGCAGGAUUUAGCUCGCUCUGGGAUAGAAACUUUCACUGUAACUUGUGGAGAUAUCCGGGUCAAUAAGUUGCCAAACCAACUCCGUGAGUUAAUAGGUGAGCAUAUUUCUGCCAUUAUUCAACUCGUGGAAUUGGCUUGAUAACCUAUGGAGCCGAACCAACUCCAUGAAUUUCAGCAAAAGUUUCUAGCCCAGAUCAAGCUAAAUCCCGUCCUGGGCUAUAAUCCAUAUAUAUGAAAUACAAUUGGAAGUGCAAAUCUUGCAAAAGGAUAUAAAAUAUAUUCAAUUGAUUUUCAAGUAUUAACAUAUUUAUGUUUAAAUAUCCUCAAUAAGGAUAGAUUGUCCUAUUUUUGUUUUAGAUUUAACAAGGAAAAGAAGAAUUUUGAAAAAAUUUCCGAAUUUAAUGAUUAA
Molecule: messenger RNA, 1044 nt
Organism: Blepharisma stoltei
Lineage: Eukaryota; Ciliophora; Heterotrichea; Heterotrichida; Blepharismidae
Source: the annotation of a GenBank genome assembly